UCAAGUACCUUAUCCUUCCAAACGCCUCAAACAGAGACGACAUCGUUUGAAGUAGAAGACAAAUGACAGUGCAAAAAAAUCUCUUAUCAACAUGAGAAAACCAUCAAGCAACAAAAAGAAACACAAAAGCUAUCUCCUAGGUUAGAGCAAUGGCAGCUGUGAACUGCCACUUCUUCAAGCUAUCAAGACAUCUCAAACCCUCAAGGCCUUCCUUUUCCUGCUCGGCUUCUCAACCUUCACAAAACAACAUUAAGGUAAUCAUAAAUGGAGCUGCAAAGGAAAUAGGUAGAGCGGCUGUGAUUGCUGUGACUAAGGCCAGGGGAAUGGAGUUAGCUGGUGCUGUCGAUAACCGUUUUGUUGGCGAAGAUAUUGGCUUGCUGUGUGACAUGGAGGAGCCUUUAGAGAUACCCGUAGUGAGUGAUCUAACAAUGGUGUUAGGCUCAAUAUCUCAGGGAAAAGAAGUCGGAGUUGUGAUCGACUUUACAGACCUAUCAACAGUGUAUGAGAAUGUAAAACAGGCAACCGCAUUUGGGAUGAAGAGUGUGGUGUAUGUACCUCGGAUUAAGCCAGAGACAGUAUCUGCGUUGUCUGCACUAUGUGACAAGGCCACCAUGGGAUGCCUUGUAGCACCAACUCUAUCCAUAGGAUCUAUACUUCUCCAACAGGCUGUGAUCAUGGCCUCCUUCCACUACAACAAUGUAGAACUAGUGGAGUCAAGGCCUAAUGCAGCGGAUUUUCCUUCUCCAGAAGCUAUCCAAAUUGCAAACAACAUAUCAAAUCUUGGUCAGAUCUACAACAGAGAGGAUAGUUCAACUGAUGUUAAGGCAAGAGGUCAAGUGAUUGGAGAAGACGGGGUUCGUGUUCACAGUAUGGUUCUACCGGGACUACCAUCUAGUACACAAGUCUACUUCUCAAGUCCAGGAGAUGUUUACACUCUUAAACAUGACAUAAUUGACGUGAGGUCCCUAAUGCCUGGCCUACUCCUAGCUAUCAGAAAGGUGGUACGCCUCAAGAAUCUGGUUUAUGGCCUUGAGAAAUUCCUGUAAGAACUGAAGUGUUUCGCCAGUCACCAAUCAAGAUUCGGGUCAAAGAUUACAUUAUCAUGAACAGCUAAUGUCAUCCUGCAAGUCUUAUGAAGGAAAAAAACAUUAAACUUAAAGUUUAGAACUAGGAUGAUAUUUUGUUUCAUGAUACUACGAGAUUUCAUUUUUAAGGUGAGAAGACUAACAAAGUUGACUGAGAAAAGCAUUAUCCUAAGGAUUUUAUAUUAACAACUACUACAUUACUAAUAGCUUCACGGCCUGGACAAAAA
Arabidopsis lyrata subsp. lyrata is the source of this 1312-nucleotide messenger RNA. RefSeq names its product dihydrodipicolinate reductase-like protein CRR1, chloroplastic. The record is from RefSeq and is a predicted model, not a curated record. The transcript has 10 exons. NCBI's taxonomy places the organism in Eukaryota, Viridiplantae, Streptophyta, Magnoliopsida, Brassicales, Brassicaceae. Gene Ontology annotation, cellular component: chloroplast stroma. Bases 150 to 1046 code for a protein of 298 amino acids. Gene Ontology annotation, molecular function: 4-hydroxy-tetrahydrodipicolinate reductase activity.